UGCUCUUUAUUUCAACUCAGCACAAUUUAAUGUGUCACUCUGAUGCCUACACAGUCCACAGUUUACCACAACAUUAACUGUAACCCAUUACAGUUAUUGGGUUACAGUUAACCCACCCAAAGAGGGUAACCCACUGAAGGCCAUUGCUGAAAGGGCUGGCUGUUUGCAGUGGUCCGGUUGGUCCAAAGCCCUCUUUUCAGAUGAAAGUAAAUUCUGCAUUUUAUUUAGAAAUCAAGAUCCCAGAGACUGGUGCAAGAGCGGAGAGGCACAGAAUCCAAAUGGCUUGAAAUCCAGUGAUGAUUGGAUUGAUUUGCACUGCGCUUACAAGGGAUGAGUUUCUGUGUCAAGUGAACAUUAAGUUUUUUGUCAUUUUGACAAUCCCGGGCAUUUGUGUAGACUUUACGUUCAAAUUUUGUGUCAUGGAUGGAUUGGGGUUUACAGUGGAGCACAUACCCCUAAAUUUGCAGCCUCCCAUCUCCGAGUUAUCCCAUUGGCCACUUAGAAUAUCUAUUUUGUAGGAAAUUAGCAAAGCUCAUCUUUUCAAUGUAGUUGGUUAAGACCCAUAUUGGGGCUACUAAAUACCUAAAAUGUGAUAAUAUCAGUGUAAUUAGAAGGUAUUUUUGUAUAAUCAAAUUACAAAUUACUUUCAUUUCAAUUAAAUACACUUUUUCAUACAAGUUCUUAGUGUUUUAUUUUGAUACAUUUACUGACCAAGUACACAUUUGUUUUUAUUCUAAAGGUGCUUUGUCGACACCAAGUGGCGUAAAUGAAGCAGUGCACCUUACAUAGCCUAAAGCGCUACUUCCCUGAGGUCACUUCCUGCCUUCUUCCUGUUUAUUUUUUCUAACUAGCUCCCCAUACAUGUAAUGCACCAGCAGCUCGUCAUUGAAUGAAAUAUCUUUUGUAUUGAACCGUCUUCGUUGUGUAUGGCAACAUCGGAACAAGCAGAAAAUUGCUAUUUUUCCUCGAAUAUGAAAUUUCUACUAAAAUCUGCUGAUGGCAGGUAGUCUGCCAGGAUGCUGCAUCCGUUUACACAGACAUCAAGUAUUAUUCAGUUGCCUGUUGGACUUCAAGUUCUUCCCUGUACUGAGUGAGCCAGCAAACGCAUGUCGCGAAUCAGGACCACACUCGACAGUGUCACCAAGGCAGUAGGCAGCACAGACCUCAUCUCCAAGUUCUCCCGCUUCAAGCCUGGCGGUCCCACAGUUGACAGCGCCCAUGCAGAGAAAGUUCUCGUCAGAGCUGAGAUCUUAACCUCUAACAGCACAGCUGCAGCCUCGCCACCUGAAGCCAUCAUGAACGAAGAAGAAGAGGGCGAGAGGAACACAGCGGAGGAUGAGUCAGAUAAGCAGAGGCAGCAAGUUACAGAACAUCCGUACAUUGCCACAAAGAAAUCCACAUCCAGUUUAGCUUCGGCAGCGAGUGUGUCUACGUCGAGCUCUUCCUCAACUGUCGCAAAACAAAGUAUUCAGCUGUUUCAACCAGUAGCUAUGUCCACUAACAUGGAUGAGACCUACAAAACUCUGGCUGAGCACAUCAAUUGUUACUUUGGUACCAGCAUGCAAGAUGGAGAAGGAGACAACAAGCAGCAGCAGCACGGAAAAGGGGAUGAUCCUGUUUCUGAGCCCACUCUCAGCGCCAUCACUCGGACAACUACGGAUCACAUUCCAGUUUUGUCUCCGGUGGCAGAGGCAAAGAGCACUGACACAACCACUACCUCUAAUCCCCCUCCCUGCCCAUCUCCAUCAGAAAAGCUCAGUCCUCCAGCAGCGACGCCCUCAUCUGACACCCCUGCAGCUCAGUCCACCCCUGUGCCUGCUAGCUCCCCUAAAAAAGGCUUCACCCACUAUCUUUCCUACCCUCGGCCCAGCGUCCAGGCAUUUGUGGGCAGCUACAUCGCACCCCUGGUCCCCAAAUUCAGAGGUGAUUCCAAAAGCGUCGCCGCUGAAAAAGACAAGUCUGCAGCAGUCGCCGAGGGAGAGCUCACCGUGGACAAGGCAGGAGAGAAAACUGAUAGCGAGGAGGAGAAAGCAGAUAAAGUGAAGCAACAGCAAAGAGAGAAGAUAAUAGCCAGGGUGAGUGUAGACAACAGGACCAGAGCCCUGGUGAAAGGCCUCCACAAAGUGAGUGACGUCAAGCUCCUCACUAGUCGAGUAGAGGAGCUCAGCUUUCACCUUCUAGAGUUCCCAGAGACACGAGGUGUAGCUAUCAAGGAGCACGCGCUGCCCUGCCUGCUGCGAUUGCGCCAGGCCAGAGACCUCCCUCUACAGGCUGCUGUGAGAGAAGCACUGGCCCUGGUUGGCUACGCCGAACCAGUCAAAGGCAGAGGGAUUCGGGUCCUGGCCAUAGACGGAGGUGGAACAAGAGGACUGCUGGCCCUGCAGACUCUCCAUAAGCUGCAGAACCUGACCGGCAAACGAAUCCACCAGCUGUUCGACUACAUCUGUGGAGUCAGCACAGGUGCCAUUUUGGCCUUCAUGCUGGGGAUUUUCCAGAUCCCCUUAGAGGAGUGCGAGGAGAUGUACAGGAAGCUGGGCUCGGAUGUCUUCAAACAGAAUGUCAUCGUUGGAACGGUCAAAAUGGGCUGGAGCCACGGUUUCUACGACAGCGAAAUAUGGGAAAACAUCCUCAAGGAACGGAUGGGUGAGGGGCGAAUGAUUGAGAGUGCCAGGGACCCAAAUUGCCCUAAGGUGUCAGCAGUGAGCACCAUUGUGAACAGGGGCUUACCUUUGAAGGCCUAUGUGUUCAGGAACUACAGACUCAUGCCAGGAGUGAGAUCCCACUACCUUGGAGACUGCAAUCACAAAAUGUGGCAGGCUAUCAGGGCCUCAUCUGCCGCCCCGGGCUACUUCCAGGAAUACGUCCUGGGUAAAGACCUCCAUCAGGAUGGAGGACUCCUGAUCAAUAACCCCACAGCCUUGGCCAUCCACGAGUGUAAAUGUCUGUGGCCUAACACGCCACUGCAGUGUGUGUUGUCUCUGGGCACCGGACGGUUCGAGACGGUGGGCAAGAACAGCACGGCCUUCACGAGCCUCAAGACCAAGCUCACCCACGUCAUCAGCAGCGCCACAGAUACCGAGGAGGUGCACACCAUGCUGGACGCUCUCCUGCCCCCCGACACCUACUUCCGCUUUAACCCCUACAUGAGCGAGGACAUCCCGCUGAAUGAGAGCCGCGUGGAGAGGCUGAACUUCCUGCAGGCAGAGGGGGAGCGCUACUUGGAGCGCAACGAGGCCAAGCUGAGGAAAGCGGCCAGCGUGCUCGCCCAGGAGAAAAGCACCAUCCAGAGACUGGCCGAGUGGGCCAAGCUCAAGGCCGACAUGUACGAGGGUCUCCCCUUUGCCUCCAAGCUGUAGUUAUUGGCUCACCGAACAGUGUGACCACAAGUGAGUUUUUAAGGUAAGAAAACCCCCAAGACCUGAUAGAUUAGUGGGGCGAGCUGGACACAUUUUCAAAGAACCUCGGUGGAACAAAACACCAAAUUAUUUGCCCAAGUUUUUAUCAUCAUCUACUCAACACUAAAAGGACUGUUUGAGAAAUUUAGAGCUAUAAUUAUUCAUUAUAGAAGACAAUACUGAACUGUAAAUAAGAGCUUGAAAUUAGAAAUGUAAUGUAAUUUAUUGUGUCUAUGAUAGAGACAGAGUUGGGUUCAUGUCUGGUUUUGCCAGUCCAGUCAGCUGUACAAGCUUAAACCGGUUUUAUUUUAAAUUACUACAGACAGUACGAGACAGCAGGCAAAAACACUGAUCUGGUAUUUGUCAUUAUGACACAUUCUGGCAAAUUAAAAAGUAGCCUACAUCAUCAACCUGUGCUGACGGCAUCAUGGUGCUAAAUCCACCUUGUGUUGCUUCGGUAAUACGCAGUAUGACGUUAUUAACAUAAUAAUAUGUUUGUUUAUAAACAGAGUAACGGAGCCGCUAGUGUCUGACAGACCUUGCACAGGGAGGAGAUCAAAUUUUAGCAGAGAUGGGAGGUGGAGGAGGGAGAGUGGCUUAUGUUGUCUUUGUUUACCAGAAAGUUUGUGUCUUUUUUUGGGGGGUGGGGGGGG
This is a messenger RNA of Epinephelus fuscoguttatus (brown-marbled grouper), 4048 nucleotides long. It is a transcript of the gene pnpla8, whose product is annotated as patatin-like phospholipase domain containing 8. The transcript is spliced from 10 exons. Gene Ontology annotation, cellular component: membrane. Lineage: Eukaryota; Metazoa; Chordata; Actinopteri; Perciformes; Serranidae. The record is from RefSeq and is a predicted model, not a curated record. The coding region runs from base 1107 to 3356 and encodes 749 amino acids. Gene Ontology annotation, biological process: arachidonate metabolic process.